AUGCACCUCCACACAAUCCUCGCGGCCCUCGCGAGCGCGUCGCUCACCACCGCUCUCCCAAGCGCAAAUACACCGCCGAGAUCUAAGCCAGUAAAAACACAAGACAUCAUCAACGCACUAGCAGGAACAUACACCCUCGUCAACACUAGCAGCACUCUAAACAACGUCCCCGUCCCCGACGCCGCCUAUGGAGAGGCCCCAGUCGGCAUCCUCACCUAUUCAAAAUCCGGCUACAUGUCCGCCACGAUUGUCGCCACUGAGCCCGCCUUCCGUCCCAACCUGACAUUUCCCUACCAAGAGAACGACUCCGACGCUGACUGGGCGCUCAUUGGAAAACACAGCCUUGGAUAUGCAGGCCCAUUCAGCGUGAAUGAGGCGUUGCCGGCAAACAAGACGGGUGGACAGUUAUUCCACGGGCCGCUGGUGGUGGCUAAUGUGCCGACGUGGGUGGGUACCCAGCAGAAGAGGAACUACACGGUCAUCAAGGAGGGAAGGGAUACGCUAUUGCGGAUCGGGAGCGAGAGGGGUGGGGGUAUAGGGGUGCUUUGGUGGAAAAGAGUUGAUUAG
This is a messenger RNA of Didymosphaeria variabile, 567 nucleotides long. RefSeq lists its product as uncharacterized. The record is from RefSeq and is a predicted model, not a curated record. The coding region runs from base 1 to 567 and encodes 188 amino acids. Lineage: Eukaryota; Fungi; Ascomycota; Dothideomycetes; Pleosporales; Didymosphaeriaceae. The transcript has 2 exons.